This is a messenger RNA of Westerdykella ornata, 2598 nucleotides long. RefSeq lists its product as uncharacterized. Gene Ontology annotation, biological process: positive regulation of transcription by RNA polymerase II. NCBI's taxonomy places the organism in Eukaryota, Fungi, Ascomycota, Dothideomycetes, Pleosporales, Sporormiaceae. The transcript has 3 exons. The coding region runs from base 239 to 2479 and encodes 746 amino acids. Gene Ontology annotation, molecular function: transcription cis-regulatory region binding; metal ion binding. The record is from RefSeq and is a predicted model, not a curated record.
CUCCUCCUCUCCCAAGUCCAUCCCUUCCGGGGGACCCAACAUAUAACCCCCUCCUCCGCGUGGUCCAUCACUCCCCCUCCGCCAGCCCUCCCGUGUCUCGUCACUCUUCGCUCGUCUCUCGCUCUUCGCUCUUCGCUCUAGUCCGCCGUGCGCCGUCUCUGCUUGCCCCCGUUCGGUGGCCAGAUCCAUCCAACUCGAGUGCGCGCAGGAGCAGCUCGUUUCCGUCAUUCCGACCCCAAUGUCGUCGACUCCCGCCGCCAUCGCAUCCUCCUCCAAAGCUCAAGCGCCCUCAGGCUCUCUUUCCCCCGCGCAGAGCACCCCCGGCGCCGCUGCCUCCGGCGACAGCUCAGGCCAGCGGCGGAGUGGGAGCAGCUUCGGUGCCGGAACCCCUUCGAGGCCCUCGCCGACGCCGCGCAAUAGCCAACAAUCCAAAAGACAGCACAAGCCCUCGAGGCGCUUCCGUCAACCGGAUGAGGAUGCAAUCGCCGAGUCGCUCGCCAUGCGUUCUCUCAACAGUCGCAAGGGGCAGACGUCAAUCACACAUCUCAUGAACUUCAGCCUUCCUCCUCGACCGCAAAACAACUACCACCACCACUCCCAUGGCAGAGUUAGGAGAAAUCCUACAUGGGGCUUGGGCUCGGGUUAUCAUGCCAUCGACAAGGCAAGAUAUGUACACGCCAACUACCGCUUCAUCGUCGAUCCGAGAUUCGAUUACCGUGCGCAAAGCGUCGACGCUGAUAUACACCUGGACUGGAAGAAUGUCCUGCAGAUUCUAGCGUCUUCACAAUCUCAGGAGGCCUCGUGCCCUAUUUGUCUAGGAACGCCAGUCGCUCCGAGGAUGGCGAGAUGUGGGCAUAUAUUCUGCCUGCCGUGCCUCAUCCGUUAUAUGCACUCGGAUGACGAAGGAAGAUCACCGGAGAAGCGUGCACGAUCGAAGAAAUGCCCAAUAUGCUACGACACGAUUUACAUGUCAGAGACGAGACCGGUCCGUUGGUACGUGGGUCAAGAGGGGCUUCCGCCGCAGGAAGGCGGCGAUGUCGUGCUCCGUUUGGUGAAAAGGUCUGCUGGAAGUACACUGGCCAUGCCACGGGACGGAGCGGAUGCUUUGGACGAAGACCAAGACAUCCCCUGGUAUCAUGCUGCCGAGGUCAUGGACUACUCUAGAGUGAUGCGCGGAGGGGAGGACUACAUGUUUGAGCAAUUUGAUACAGAAAUAUCCAUGCUCGAGCAGCAGGAGAAGGAAGACGAGUUGAUGUUCGGAGAAGACAACGUGGAGUGGAUGCGCAAAGCGAUACGCGCUAUCCAAGAGUCGAAAGAGAAGAUCAAGGGCAUUGGGAACCCCCCAGAAAUCUCGUCAAAACCCGCUGAGCCCAAACCGAAGCGGCCACCGAUCGUUUUCAAUGAGAAUCCCGAAGAUGCCCCUGAGAUGUAUACGAUCAUGAAUGCCUCGAAAUCGGGCCAGUCUGUCAGUAUGACGCCUGUCUCACACACUCCAGUGCCUGAGAACCUUGUGGACGGUCAACCACGCUCGGAGAACUCUGAAUCUGGACUAUCUUCAGCGAGGAAAGCAUCGAUAUCAUCGCACUCAUCAAAAGCGAGCAACAAUAUCAACGCGACAUUAGCCGAGAUUCGCCAUCGGCAGCAUCAUGAAAACAAGCAUACGCCCUCUGAGUAUUUCUUCUACCAAGCGUUAUUACAUUAUUACCUAUCACCCUUGGACAUACGCAUCCUGAAGGCUGAAUUCGGCGACUUUUCCGCGUUUCCAGCUACAAUUCUCCCGCGCGUUGAGCGGGUUUCAACUGGCCAUGUCGUGGAUGAUGAGUUACGGCGACGAACCAAGUACCUUGCCCAUCUCCCUUAUGGGUGCGUGGUGAACUUCCUCGAGUGCGACUGGACUGAUACCGUUUCUCCUGAGAUAUUGGAGCGCUUCAGGCCGGACAUAGAGAAGCGGCGGAAGCGGAAUCAUGAGAAGGAGAGUCGAGAAGAGAAGGCUCGUAUUCGGGCGGAGAAGGCCGAAUAUGCAGAGUUCGCUUCUGCGCGGCGGAAGAGUCGUGCUGGAAUUCCGGAAGAGAAGUUCCGACCGGACGACUUCCAGCCUCUUGUUUCCGGCAGUAUGUCGGACGCAACCGCUGAGGGGACGUCAACUUCACCGCCUUGGCCUGUGAGACGGGGCCACGGCUUUGCAUCCCUGGCGUCACCGUCCACGAGCCCGUCGGCGCCGCGCACGGUUUGGGGCACUGCCAUGGUGGCUCCCACUUCGCCUACGAUGGCACCUAUAGAGCAUGACGCGCGGGACGAUGGGUGGUUGCAGGGUUGGGAGAAGGAUCUAUUGCAGGAAGAUGAUGCUCUUUUGGCAGAAGCUCAAGCGCUUUCUCUUGGGGAAGGGGAGUCAUCGAGCACAAGGAAACCGGCGGGAGGGAAGAAGAAGAAGGCGAAGAAGAUCACACUGAUGAGUACAAAUGUGCGGAGGGGCGCGUGAAUCGAAGAAGUUGAAAGGACUCAUGAAUAAAAAGAAUGGAGUUUUCUAGAUCUAGAACAGCGCGCAACAUCCCUACUACUUGGUUGUAGCACUCAUGAAAGAAUUGACAUCAACCGCCG